Molecule: messenger RNA, 17090 nt
Organism: Paramuricea clavata
Lineage: Eukaryota; Metazoa; Cnidaria; Anthozoa; Malacalcyonacea; Plexauridae
Source: the annotation of a GenBank genome assembly
CGGGCAAGUACUGAUUACAUACACGUUCUAGAACCGACAUGAUCCUGCCAAUGAUUUCACUUUAUUUGUGGAUACAUAACUCAUAAGAGAACAAAAGCUUAUAAUUAAAGGUAUGUAUAUCUUGUACAUCGUACGCAUCAUAUGGAUGCCGUUUUCUAUAUCCUGGCUAAGGCUAAAGAUUAGUAGACUCACUGAAGAUCAUGCAGUCCGGGGAAUUUUGAUAAAUAAAUUGAACAACACAAGGCAUAUAUCUUCUGCUUAUUCGUCAAUAUAUAUGAGCAUGGCUUUAUAUACUAUACCACAACCAGGUUUCAACUUAUUACCCGCAUAAAGGUUUGAGGUACCGUGUACGGAGUUAUUUAGAGUUAUUUCCGGCAAUAUUCGCGAACAAAAUUUGCGAUAAAAUUUAAUCAGUAUAUAUAAGUUAUAACUAUUAAUAUAUGCAUGUACUAACAGGCAAAGGUCUCUAAGCUGGCCCUAUAAGGUUUGUGUAAAAGUACGGAAUACAAGUGUACGUAUACAAUAUCAUUUUGCCGAAAAUUAUUUGUACACGGAGUUAUUUGGGAAGACCACGUAAUAUAGAGAUUGACCGAUAUGAAAGUAUGUAAAAUAUCCCAGUAUGACUAUCGUGUUGUUAGCUGAAAUCUUGCUGUUCAUGCACUAUACGAAUUAAUUCAAUAAUCUUCUGGUACGUGAAGGGAAAGUAGCAAGCGUAAGCAGUGUUUAUACAUUUGCAUUUAAAUACGAGCCAUGUUUGGUGUGACAGCCCUCUCUUGCAAUGGUGUGCCGAAACUUUGCCGUUAUAUUGGCCUUGGGGAAGGCGUUGUAGCAUUUAGUUCGUUGGUUUAUUGACCAACACAGGAGAUUUUCAUUCCUUAAAAUUUUCAUCUUGAUAUGUCUAUGAACGGUGAACACUGUGAACAUGUAUUCACCUCUCGGUCCUCUCCCCACAAACUGUCUGAUCAGAAGUUCUGAACAUGACAGGUCGCGUGAGCGCCGGCUCCUGACCAUGGUAUCAAACGGCUAAAUAAGGCCGUUUUCCAUUAACGUUCGCUUUGCCCGCGCGGGCGGAGCGUUCAUUAGGGAGCUUUAGAUUUGACUACGAGUACGACUACGAGUACGAGAUUCGUCAAGCUAAACGCAUGCUGUACGCUUACGCCAUCCCGUACUGACGCUAAAAAGUCGUAGCCGUCGCCCAUCUGAGUACGAAAUUGUGGAGAAACCUCGUAGUCCUCACGACGACUUUUCAAAAAAACAAAGAAAGUUGGCUUUUUUUUGUUUUCCAAAAAUAAUUUGUAGCAUUUAUAUAGCGUUUAUCCGGCGCAAAUAAUAUAUUAGUACUAAAUAUCUGGCCUGUUUUUGAUUUUAUAACUUAUUUGCAAGUUUUGUAGGGGAUUUUAGUCAGAAGGAGAUUUAGUUUAUGAAACUUUUUCUCUCGUUGUUGAUUUACUGUUAUAAAAGCAACAUUUGAAUGGAAACGAGAACGACUACGGUGACUUCCUCGCACGCGUCAAAUCUCGUACUCGUAGUCGUACUCGUAGUCAAAUCUAAAGCUCCCUAUUGUUUUUGACGACCGUCACGCCCACGUGAGCAGAUUUUCAAAGCUGCUCCGCACGCGCGGGCAAAUGGAAACCGGCCUUUAGAGAAUUUACGAUCUACGACGCGGUCUGAAUCUCAGCUCAAGAAUGAACGCUAAGCAAUUUGAUUACUGCAUGUAUUAAAUGUUUGAAGCUUUUUCAAAUAACCUCUAAUCUAACUUCAAUAAUCAGCUAUGGCGCUGUUACAUGUACUAUGCAAUUUGUCUCGCAAUUUUGUAGAGACACAAGUUGCACGCGAAAUUGCAAGGUUAUCAUGCCUCUCAAUCAACAAGCGUCGCAAUUUUUUUGUUGCAACAACCAUUGCACGAAGUAGAAUCAGGUUCUACUUUUUGCAACGAUUGCGGCAACGCUGCAAUGCAUUUUUAAAGCAUUGCGUUGUGUUCCUAUUGGCUUUUGACUGACAAUAUGGCGCCAAACGUUAGAACUUGCGGUUUUUAUACUAUUUUAAUGAAUAAUGAUCAUUGCAAUUUGCAUGGAACAUAUUGCUUGGUGUAACAUCCCUUGCAAUGCAAUCCUGAAGUCGUUUUUCUUAAUGUAUAUAACAGUGUAACAGCGAAUUUCGACUUUAAGUAACACCUCUUAAGUAACACCUCAUGCAAUAAGCUUUCACGUUGCAUGAAAGACGUGACAGAGCUUAAGUCAUUGAAAAUACCCCUUGGAUCACAAAUUAUUCACAGUUUUUGUCUUGCAUGACAAAUUUCUUUCUCGACAAAUUUCUUUAAUGAUAGAUGCCAGACGAUUCAGGCACUUUUAAGUGCUUUAAAAGUCCAGUUAAGUGGUCAGUGCUAUUUCCUUAUAAUGGACGACUUGCGCUUUAGAAAAAUUUUUAAUCUGGGAAUAACAAAGGAUAUUUUCGGAAAGAAGUUAUCAAAAUUAGAAAAACUGCAAAGUUUAGUUGCGAAAUGUUGUAAAAUACGUGGCUUCGACCAAUAUAUAUAGGCGUAUACUUAAUUUUGAUUCAGUCAUAUAUUUCAGUUGGGCAAAUUUAUUGAUCAUUAAUGUUACCUGCAGAGUUAAAACUCUAAAAGCUGCAUGGUGUUUCAGAUGACGCUCCGCGUGUGCAUUUUAGAGCUAUAUGUUUGAAAUGAACCCAUAAGCUAUAUAAAUGUCUAAAAUAUAUUGAAUGUGACUUUGGUUGAACAGUCUCGCAACUGAACAGAGCGUAUCAUGACAUUCGUAUAUUUGAAAGUAAUAUUUGAAAGUAAUGAUAGAUGCCAGACGCCAGGCCACUACUUUAUUGUAAGACAUAAAUUUUGUAUUGAACGAGUGAAAAUGUUCUUGUAUUUUGUUUUGUUGUUUGCAGGACUGGACAUACCUGCAAUUGACCGUUGCAGAGUUUCCCGUGGCUUUCGUAAAUAUUCUGGGGGUCAGAAAUGGAUGAACACAAAGAAACAAAAUCUGAACGUCAUGCGAACCGCAGUGGGACAACGAAACUAAAGUGCUAUGAAGAAAUGCUGGUGAAGAGCAUGUUGGGUAAAUAUUUUCUGUAAAAUAUUUUUAAAGCUAUGAUGCAAAGUCACAACCUGCGUGUUUCCAAGAGAAAACGUAUAUAUGCAUGGUAGAAAUUAUUAAACUGAUUCAAGAAGCCUGGUGCAUGCUGAGCGAAUUUCUCUCAAAUUUGACCAGUUAUAGUAUAAUAAAUGCCAAAUCAGUUACCGUGCAUAGUAUUUCACCAUUUUUCAAACUUUUUUUUAUAUUGUGUACGAAAGAUAAGCGCACUCACAUCACGCGAAAAGUUUCGUUACUUUUUGGAAAGUCAAAUCACUACAAAAGUGUAUGCGGUAGCUAUAGGUUUUCGUUUUUCCUUCAUAUUCAUAAUAUAUAUACAUAUAUAACUUAAUUCUUUCUAAACCUUUCUUCUAACUAAGUUGCUUUGUGUUCGAAGGGCGAUAAAUAAAAAAUGUAAAUAGAUAACUAUUGUCAGGGAAAUGUUGAUUUUACUAUGGCAGUGACCAUGUGCGGAAAAAAUCACUGAUUUGUAAACUUUAUGCCAUUUAAAGAGAAGAAAGUCCAUAUUAACGAUCCACCCUGGAUUACGGCUGAACUUGAAGAUCUUAUAAAACGCCGUCAACGAGUAUUUCAUAAGAAGACCUAGACUUGUAUCGAUUCUACCGUAAUCGUGUUAACACUGAACGGAAAAAGUGUCAAAGUGGGGUUUUUUCAUUAAAAAUCAAGCAUCUAAAAGAGUCAAAGCCAUCUCUUUGGUGGAAGGAAGUGUUAGAUCAAUUACAAUUGGACCAACUGAUUAACUGAAAAUAUUACAAACCGUAAAAAAUGAAGCUUUCUUAAUUUCUUUGCUCCAGUAUGAAUCUACUAUAGCGCCAGUGAUGGUUAAUGACGAAUUUUCGAAUUUUCCUUUGUUCUUAAUUACUCAUGCAAUUAGAGGUUUAUAACAUUCUCCGUAACUUAAAUCCACGGAAAGCAUCCGGUCCUGACGGAAUUCCGAACUGGCUCUUGAGAGAUCAUCAGGGACGCCGGAACGAUAAUAGGGCAAAGGGGGGCGGACGCACACCAAGGGCACCUUUACUGAAAAAUUUUUUUUCACUGCAAAAUUUUUUGGCGACCUCCCCCCCCUUCGCCAAAAAAAUUUCGGUCAGUGUACCAUUUUAGGGGACAAAAAUUUUUUCCGGACAUACAAGAAUUUUCCGUGAAGCCAAAAAUUUUUCCGGAUAUCUUAAAUUUUCGCCAUUUCUUCAAAAUAUUUUUCUAAAUUCCAAAAAUUUCCCAAAACUUUUAUAAAUAUAAACUAUAAAUUACCUGAAUCUCGUGAUUUUCCUCCAAAAAGCAUCGUUGGAAAUGUGAUUUAUCACGUAUUAUUUUACAACUAAAAGGGCACUUCUGCCCCCCUUGCCCCCCCUAGCAAAAGGCAAGGGGGGCAGCCACCCCCCCUGCCCCCCAGUUCCGGCGUCCCUGGAGAUCAUGCUGAACUUUUAACUGUACCAGUUUGCUCCAUACUAAAUAAUUCUUACCAGGAAAUGAAGCUUCCUACUGUAUACUAUCUGGAAUGCCAACGUCACCCCUAUACCUAAACUCAAACCGGUUACUGACAUUAAUAAGCAUCUCCGACCAAUUUCUUUGACAUCAACAAUUUCAAAAGUCGCUGAGGAAUUCAGUGUUGUGUCGAGGUUCAACGUAGACUUGCUCCAAGUCUCUCUUUCAUUGUCAUAUAGUAUCGAUCCACUAUAGUGUACAUUACAUGACGUAGUACGGAGAGGCGGAGCGAGAAAGAGAGACUUGUCAACUUCGGAAAAUCUCGGUUCGAAACUGAACCGAAAAUGCAAGACUUGCUUUAGUUAUUUUCCUUCAAUUUCUUUCUGUAUUGUUUACUAUAAUGGAACUCAUGUUAUUUACGCUGUGCUAGAUCAAUACAUAUAAACACUGACAGAAAACAAUUAAAGCAAGUCUUGCAAUUUCGGUUCAGUUUUGAACCGAGAUUUUCCAAAGUUGACAAGUCUCUCUUUCUCGCUCCGCCUCUCCGUGCUACGUCAUGUAAUGUAAUGUAAUGUAAUGUACACUAUAGUGGAUCGAUAGGACAAGGAAAGAGAGACUUGGAGCAAGUCUAGGUUCAACGCUCCAGCAAUCUUAAAAGUAAUUGAUCCUAACCAAUUUGGUGCUAUUCCUAAAUCCUCAAGCUGACAAGCUCUGGUCUCCAUGAUUCAUGAAUGGGUAAAAGCUACGGAUGGUACUUCUGCAGUGGUGAGAAUUGUGUUAUUUGACUAUACUAAAGCUUUUGACACUAUAUUCCUCUCCAAAAAUUAACUUCGCAGUCUAGACAUACCAUAUGAAAUAUGGUAUGUCUUACAGACAGAUAUCAAAGAAUAAAGAUCUCAAACGAUUCUUACUAUGAAUGGGGUCACGUUCCAUCAGGUGUGCCCCAAGUAGCGCCCUGGCCCCAAGGCACUAAAUUGGGGCCUUGGCUCUUUUUUAUGAUUAAUGAUUUAGAAGUGAGAUAUUCACCGACCUGGAAGUUCGUUAAUAGUAAUAUAGUAAAACUUUAUUUAACCACGCUUCCCUCAUCACCCAUGGAUGAUUUUCAUGAGGGGCGUCACACAAAUUACAUUCUAAAAACUAAUAUAAAUUAAAUAUGAAAUAGAAUAACAUAGAAUAACAAAUACGUAGAUAAAAAAGUUAAAAAACCAAGACUAUUCGAUGCCUGACUCUGUAGCACACAUUAUUUUAUCAAAUUUUUGAAGCUACUUAAAGUGAUUCUGUUUGCUUUGCCUGCGUAGGUAAACUAUUCCAUAGAACAGCCCCGCUAUAUCCAAAACUCUUUUUUAAAUAUUCAGUACGUGGUUUAGGAACUGAAAGAUUUAUAUCAGCAUUUCUGAGAUUAUAAUUAGUACUAAGAUUUAUGUCUCUUGUUACAAAUUUAUCCUUUAAGUUCGGAGCUGAGUGGUUGUUUAAUAUUUUAAACAUCAAGACCGAUUUAUUCAUUUUAUGUCUGUCGUUCAGAUUUUUCCAUGACAUAGCAUGGAGCAAAUCUGUCGACCUGACAUCAUAAUUGGCACCUGUCAUAAUUCUUGCCGCCCUAUUUUGUAGUUUUUGUAAUUUCUCUCUGAGCGUGCUUCCACAAUUAUCCCAUAAAGAUGAACAAUAGUCAAAAUAUGGGAGAACGAGAGAAUUAUAUAACUAUUUUGUAGUGUUUCGGACGGUACAAACGGCUUUACUCUUUUGAUGAUUCCAAUACCGGAGCCAACUUUCCUACAUAUUGUGUCUAUAUGGUUUUCCCAGCUCAUUCUUUCAUCUAGUUCUACUCCCAGACAUGGAAAAGAGGAAUAUCGAGUAACCGGUUUAUCAUUUAUCAUAACCUGUUCAUUACCAACUUUGUUUUUUAAGUUAUAGGGUGAUCCUAUAAACAUUGCUUUUGUCUUUUUUUGUGUGAAGUUGCAAUUUAUUUCGAGAGAGCAAUUUGACUAUAUUUUCUAAAUCAUGAUUAAGUUUGGUUACUAGUUCGGAGAAACUUGCGGAAGAUGCAUAUUGAUUUGAGUAUCGUCAGCAUACAUGCCAGGAGUUGUGUUUUUCAGACAUUCUGGCAAAUCAUUUAUAUAUAAUAAAAACAUGAGGGGUCCCAAGAUAGAUCCCUGUGGAACUCCGCAUACAAUUUCCUUAGCCAACGAUGUGUGGCCAUCGACAACACAAACUUGGCUUCGUUUCGUCAAAUAGGAUUGGAACCAUUUUAGCUCAAAAUCUUGAACACCAAACUGGUCUUGCAUCAUCCUUAAUAGGACUUUAUGAUCAAUAGAGUCAAAGGCUUUCCUAAUAUCAACCGAAAUUAAUCCGGUUAUUUCUCCAUUAUCCAUAUUUUCAAACCAAUUGUCACUCAUUUCUAUUAAUAAGGACAGUGUCGAAUGUUUGGGCCGGAAGCCCGAUUGAAAACGUGAAAGUAGAGAAUUGUCUAUCAAAUAUUGAUAGAGCUGUCCAAAUACUUCUUUCUCAAAUAAUUUGCUGAUAAUGGGAAGAAUAGAUAUCGGGCGAUAGUUUUCACAUUUCGUUCUAUCUUCUGUUUUAUAAACAGGUAUUACCCUAGCUCUUUUCCAAUCAUCAACAUAUAUCCCAGUAGAAAUUGAGAGAUUAAAUAUAUAGGUCAAGGAUGGGGCAAUAAUAUCGCAAGAUAAUUUCAGCAUUUUGGCUGGUAUUCCAUCAGCCCCGGUAGCCUUGGAUACUUUUGAUAUUACUAUGUACGAAAUAGUCUCACAGGGUAGUGCCAGUCAAAUACAACAAGAUGUCAAAGAAAUUGAAAGUCGGUCAUCUAAGAAUAAGUUACAACUUCAUCCUGAUAAAUGUAACGAAGAACUCGUUAUAGACUUUAAACAACGGAAAGACCAAUUUGACCCUAUAUAUUAAUCAACAAUGAGCCUAUUGACGUAGUACGUCAUGCCAAAUUUUUAGGCCUUACAGACUUACAGUGUCGGUCCGUCGGACAAUCUUCAAUGGAACAAUCAUGUCAAUGAAGUGAUUAAAAAGGUUGACAAAUGAUUAUUUUUUCUCGUUCAAUUGAAACAAGCUGAUGUUCCGGCAAAAGAUCUUAUUAAUUUCUACACUACAUGUAUUCGAUCUAUUCUCGAUUAUGGCGCACAAGUUGUCCAUUAUAUGCUGCCACAAUACUAUCUGGAAUCCUUAGAACGAGUCGAAAACUUUAUAACCCAAACCAAAUUUUGUAACCCUGCAUGGUUCACUGUUAAACUGCAAAUCUGGUAAAACAACCAACAAAUUGGAUUUAGUUUUCGCCAUAUAAAAGACCUAGGCUUUAGCCAGUAAGCAUAUACAGUCGUGUAAAAAUACAAGAAUGAUGAUUUUUGACCAUACCAAUUACGUGUCUCGUUGACCUUAACGAUCUUCUGGUCUCUUAACACUAAAAAUUAUGUUUUCUAACAUUAAUUGAAACAAAACACAUAAAACAAUUAAAUUAUGUGAUAUGGCUUGAGCAAAAAAAUGAAACGCCAGAUUUGACCCAGUGUAGUAGUAUCAUGCACUGACACUGCAAGGAAAACAAAGUCAACAAACCGUUGUGUAACCAUCCAUAAAUAAUACAAUGCUUCAUUUGUUGAUUCUUUAGGAACGUCUCGUCACAACGAGCCACUUCAAGCUGUCAUUGAAAACCAAUUGAACCCGACCGCUUUGGAAGAAACAAAUAACAGCAUCUUGGAAAGGAAUCGCGCCCUACUGCAGUAUGUAGCGACAAUAGCUAACUCCAAUAGUAGCUCUGAUAAGUUUAAUUAUGAGUUUGUGGAAUCUUUGGUAAAUGGAGGUGCUGAUAUUAACAUUGCUGAUCAGUAUGGACAAUCAAUAUUUCACGAAGUAGCAAGAUCGUGGGAUUCUGAUGUCGCCCAGUUUCUUCUCGACAUAGGUAAAGAUCUGCCCGAAUUCGUCUCAUUUUCAAUUGAUUGGUUACAAUUAUAGCCUUUCUCACUCACGCCGCCAUUUUUGGGUGGCUUUUCAGCCGAAGUCUGCGAUUAUCUCGCAGCGACGUUUUAUAAUUUUUUUUAUAACAGCGACUUUCUAUAAUUUUUUUGACUAUGGUAAAUUUGCUUUUUAAAUGGUUAGUUUAUUUUGAAAAAUUGCUUUUCACAUUGUUUUAAUUGUCUGCAAUGGAGAUGCCAACCAAAAAUGGCGGAUAUUCGUCAUUGUGAGAAAGGCUAAUUAAACUUUGAAUUGAUAUUACCAGGCUGAGAGACGAAAUCGUUGAAAGAUAUUAAUUUAAUUUAUUCUCAGUCCGUAUUUCCAUGUCCGCUACUAAAACGUAGCCUUCUGAUUGGUGCCGAAGGGGAAUCUCCGGGUCCGUUUGCACAAAAAUAAACAUGUCAUAAGAGUGAAGAUAAUUUCUAAACUUUGAAAACUAUGACCCAAAAAUUGAAAAACAUAUCCUGACGAUAGUGAGGAACAGGAAUUUCAAAGUAAACGUAUUUAAUUUGUAUCAAUUCGGCCACACUCUAUUCGAUCAUGGAUCAUCCUCGGUCCUGGGCCUCACGGCUGAGAACGCAGUUCAUAUAAUAACUACAGUGAAACACGCAAUUUGAUUGGUCAAUAGCCGUGCAGGAUCAGGCUAUCCUGCACGUGGAAUUAAAAUGCCUUCGCGGGAUGUUCGCGGGAUUCUCAAAAUGUCAUUGUUUCACUGUAGUUAUUUUAUAAAACAAGUACCAAAUGGUUUUCCAAGCAGGAUAGCGUGAUCCAUGCAUGCACUUGGGAUGUUGCUCGACUUUCGGAAAGCGUAAAAAUACACUCGCGUGCGGCUCGAGUAUUUUUACGCUUUCCGAAAGUCUCGCGACAUCCCUCGUGCAUGGAUCACACAAUCCUGCACGGAAAACCAUUCGGUAUUCCUUUAGUCAGCUAUGAGACCCUGGGGACCGAGGAUGACCAUGGAUAAUUAAAAAGAUGGGGUGGAUAGGAAUGAUGGAUACGUGAUCUCAUGAAUACAACGAAUAUAGUAAUUUUCACUGCCUUUUUCUUCCAUUUUGAUAUUCCUAUAUUUUUCGCAUUCAAGUAGCUAUAUUGAGAUUUAUAAUGGUUUCAUUGUCAUUUAAACCCACCUGUUUACUCGAGGAAAAUGUUGUUCGUUAUUGUUUUAGAUUUUUUUUUCACGCAAUCAAGAAAUUAACGUCACAAAAACUACUGUUGAAAAUUAUUGAAAUUUGUGACUAAUGCUUCAAGUGAUACGUUUCCUGAAAAUGACCAACAAUAUUAAGAUCUAAUAUUUAAUUUGAUCGUGAGAACCGCAUGAUUGUAUUCCUUAUAUUCUUAUACGUUUCAAUUUGAACUAAAAUGCUCUGCUGCAUGUAUUAUUGUUAAUCGUAGUGGAAUUGUCAGUUUUGGUUCUAGUGAUGUCCUAAUUUUCAACAAAGUAUAAACGUUGGCUAAGCUGAGAAAAUCAAAGCUAAAGUUUAUUAAAUUAACAUGAUGUUUUAUCACACUGAUAUAAAACCACCGAAACGGCUGCUGUUGAACCUUUUUGCCGUUCUUAUAUCGAAUCAAAUACAAAACAAGUGAAACUCCAAAAAUCGAUAACAUUUUUAUUUAUCUACGUUUCGACUAUAUUUCAGUCAUCAUCAGGAUAAACUUAUCCUGAUGAUGACUGAAAUAUAGUGCGGCGAAACGUAGAUAAAUAAAAAUGUUAUCGAUUUUUGGAGUUUCACUUGUUUUGUAUUUUAUUAAAAUACUCAGUGGUUUUAAAAAUUUAUAUCGAAUCGUUCUAUGUUAUAUUAUAUGUCAUUCCUUCAUUUUAAGGUUGUGAUAUCAACAAACAAGAUUCCUAUGGUCGUUCGCCUCUCCAUGUUGCUGCCGCUGUUGAUUAUUUAGAAAUGACGGAAUUCCUCUUGCUUAAUAACGCUAAUAUUGAUGCGAGGACCAUCAAUGAAAAUCAAGCCCCCAUUCACUUUGCUGCAAAAAAUGGUGCAACAAAAUCACUUCGAGUGUUGUUGGGAUUUCACGCAGAUAUCAACUCGUUGGAUUCUAAGCAACGCACCCCGCUACAGGUUAGUUCCAGCCAUAGUUAGAUAUUUUUAACUUGAAGACACAAAAACCCUUGGUUAAUUCAAAUUUAACUGUUUUGUUUCUGUAUUUCUGCACGUCUGUUUAUUUCAAAACUUCAGAGAAGUAAAUUCUUAUCCAACCAUACAAUAUUUCUGAAGAAAUAUUUCCACUGAUUGAUAGACAAGCUGUCAGGAAGUUUAAUUAAGUUUGUUUAGUUAUAAACCGGUCCCAUGCUAGUAAAAUACAAAUCCAUUUUGACAUUAGCAGUGUUCAGUAUUUGGUGGAAUAUGUCAGUUCGAAUAAACAAAUUAAUAUACUUGUAUCAGCCGAGGCAUAUUUCAAACGAACUGACCUCUACUAGGGAAGAGGAGGGGAGAGUUCAAAAUGCGACUACUUUAACCCAUUUCCACCAAUCUGAAACUCGUUUGACGUUGCUGGGCGAUGAAUCCGAUAGGAUAUCAUGUCGGUUUUGAGUGGUAUUCGGAAACGUUGAAUCCGGAAAAAAGUACUGGAAAUAUUUCGGAGUCAAACCGGAACAGUACGCAAUGACAUAAUAUUGAUAUUUAUCCAAACUUUGUUUUACCAGUUUUUCGUCCAAAAUUUCGUACAUGAAUCUGGGCAGCGGCUACACAUCAAUAAUUGUUCAAUCUCGUACCAAACCAGGAUACGAGAUUGACGAUCGUUCGUUUGCUCGCAUGCUAACAGCGUAAUUAAAGAAUCAUUGUCAACCUCAAUGCAUUGUGCGCCCAAACCUGCUUGGCGGCCAUUUUAAUGGCGGAAUAAUAGAUGUUUCGGUUUUCAAUCCAUAAUAUAUUACUACCAUCCUAUGGUUAUACUAAUUGCUCAUUUUAACUUUUGUAUACUAAAAUUGCGCCAAAGAAAUGUUUAUAAUCGUCAUUUGUUGCUAUUUGUCACUUCCGAAGGUAAGAUGUAAACAAAUGCAUUGUGGUUCACAAUGACUCUUUAAUGCACACGAGCCACGGCUGUGUUAUACCGUGGUUAUACGACGCGACAACUCGACGACGCAACUUCGAAACAUGAUCCCCAGGAGACCCAGGCUCUAUUUGCCCGCGCCUGCCUGUGACUUCCAUAUAAUGAGGGAAGGACAAAGAUUGCGACCAAAAUAGUCCAUCUCUCCCCACUACAAUACUUCAUGUAAACUCGUCAUAUGCGCAUCACUGUUUUUUUACAAAGAGAUGCCUGGGUACGAGGCAGGACUUGGCGACUAAUCGAUAUCCCCUGCAAUAAUGAUACCGUUAAAUUCGCUCUAAAAUCCGCGAAGGAAUGACAAAAUUCGGCGAAAAUAUAUCCGGUUUGCUGGACAAAAUCCGGAAGUCGUUGAACAACCCAAAAUACACUCAAAUCUGAUUGGACAACGAAUAUUAACAAACAUUUCAAAUUUUUCUCCACGACACUGGCAGGGGCCGGAGGGGGACAGUAAGAAUUUGAAUCAAAACAAACGUUGUCGGGGCAAAACCAGUGCAAAGUCAUAUUUCUUUAAAUUUAAGAAGUUUAGUCAGCAAAUACGGAUGGUUUACCCUAUUGGCUAUUUGACAGGAUUCAUAGCUGAACGAUAACCUUGUAACAAACGCAAUGCGAAAUACGAAUUUAUUAUACAUAUUUUAAUAUGUAUAUUAAUAUAUUUAUUAAUUCCUGGUACCACAAGAACCUAGCUUAUCUAGUAUAUACGUAAAUGUUUUGUAUUUAAUAUACCUGACUAACUAAUAUAAUUUUCGUUCUUCUCCUUGCUUUCAAUUUUCAAAAUACGAAUUAGUCCUUUUAUUCUAUGUAACGUAGAUGGCUGCAGAAUACACACGUGGAAAAGCUGCAGAGGUUCUGCUCGACGAAGGCGCUGCAUCGUGUCUACUUGACUCCUCUGGAAAUACUGCACUCACCGUUCUUAUCGAUCGCCUACCAAAUCUCGCCUUAGAAGCAUUGAACCAAUUGCACACCACAGACGUUAUUACGAUGAAGGAAUUUUACUACCUUCAAUUCCUAGAACAGUCCCUACCCCAGGAAGAAGUAACGACCCCAGUGAUUGGUAUGCCUGCACAGGUUGAAACACCCGCAACGGGUAAAACGCCAGCAAAUGGGAAAACGACCGUAAAAGGGACAAAAAACGGAAAGGUUAAAGCGCCCACACGGGCAAAACCUGUGCGGUCACCACUUGAAAUGGCAGUUAUUACACGAAAAUUCGAAGUAGUUACCCAUCCGGUAAUGCAGAGGCUCAUUUAUAACAAGUGGAUGCAAUAUGGUCGGUUAUCCACUGUCAUCGACUUGCUAUUUCACGUCGUGUAUGGAAUAUUAUGGACUACGACUUGCAUGUUCACUCCUGGCACAGGAAAGGCACUGUAUGAACCGUUUGAGGCGCGAAUAUGGUUGAAAAUAAUGGGUUUGGUCCUUGCGGUUAUGACGUUUUAUGAUAUCGUUGGGCAGAUUAAUGGUUAGUACCAAAUUUAUAUAUCUUUGUGCGGCAAAUUUGUUUAUUUCGGCACCGCUGAAGAACUGCAGCAAACCGGCAAAAAAAUUAAAAACUAGUGAUUACUAAAGAGGUUUUCGCAAGAAUUAUGUAUAUAUAUGAAAAUAUUCAUUUUACCUCAUGAAAUAUGAAAUAUUUAUUUCACCAAAGAAAUGAAAAGUUUAACAUUCUUGUGUGUUUUCAGAGUGUAUAUAUUCAUUUUUUGUCGUAAUUCUUUUAUUGCCUUUCAAUAGCGACUAUGAAGGCGCGAAAAUCACAAAAGAAUUGGGUAGACUGGCGAAUUGCGCAACUUCAAGACGAAAUACAGUACUGCCAUCCUCGGUGGCCACAGGAGGAAAAGUACAUCCGACUUGAAAUAAAGCGCGUCAAAUCCUUGCCUUUGUUGAACUCCUUCGGUGCCUGGUUUUAUUUGGACUGGGUUGUGCUUAUCCUUAUCAUACUUACUACUGCCACAAGUGUCGUGUAUUUCUAUUUUGACAAUAGUACAACGCGCUAUGUGUACACCCGUACUAUCAGCAUUGUAAAUCUGUUGGUCUGGCUACGUUUGCUGAAAUGUGUGCGACCAUUUAACGGUAUCGGUACGCUUGUCAUCGUAUUAGGCGAAACUAUCAUAGAUUUUAUCAACUGGGCGUUUCUCUAUCUCCUCUUGCUCAUACCGUUCACAGCUGCGUUUUGGAUAAAUUUCGGAGAUAUAUCGAUCCAUCCCGUGGAAGGCUACCAUGAAGGUAUAGUAAACACGAAUACAGAAAACUCGAGAAAACUACCAACUUUGACUUUGUUGUUUAUUAUUAAUAAUAUUAGUCAUUGAAAAAUGCAUGACACAAUGGGUGGAUAAUCCUGUUUUAUACACUGCAAUUAAAAAACUGACCUUUUUAAGAUUGCAUGUUUGAGUGGAAUGGGGCAUAACAAGAAGCCUACAAGGAAGCCUACUUAUAAGUGGACAUCGACAUUAGAUGACGUUUGGUGACUUUUUUAGGUAAUGAGUUAUUGUACACCGUGUUCAGGAUAGCAGUGGGCGACAAUUUUAACCUUGAUGGAAUAGUUGCAGCUGAUCCAGUAAUGGCAAGAAUCCUCGUUGCUUUAUACGUCACUGCCGUAUCAAUAGUCACAUUGAACUUACUGAUUGCCUUACUGACCGAUACCUUCUCUCGCGUAUAUAGCAACGCUGUAGCAAAUACCAUAAUGCAGAGAGCGAUCAAAGUUGUGGACGCAAAGAGCUUGUUGACAAAAAAUCGAUGGCUUAAGUACGAAGAAUACAUGCGCAUUAAUUGCAGUCCGGAAGUCAUAAACAUCGAGGUGAAGGAACGAAGCUCCACGAGUGACCAGCAAAUCGCGCAGCAUGAAGUACAAAGUCAGUUACUCUAUCUGAAUGAGUUGCUUCUUGAUCGUUUUGGCAAGGUGUAUGGGAAAAAUAAAACAUCGGACUUCGACGCGUUGUUUCAAGAUAUCAAACAGUUACUUAUUAUGCAAGAGGAAUUGUUAAACGACUUGUUGAAGAUUCAAGAAUUAAUAACUAUGUACUCAGGUAAUAAAAAUAGAAGGUUUGGUUACCGGAACCAAGAUAAGUACGUCCUUGUUAAUUAAAUAAGUUAUGGAUUAAAUUAGCCAACAGACAACAAAUGUAUCCUUUUCUUUUUCGUAACAUCUAAUUGAUACUCGCAACACGCUGCAGUAUAUCCAGUCCAUAUGAUUUACAAAGUCCUGUCUCUUAAUGGCCGGUGGAUUUAUAGUAUAAACAUUGCCUCUCGAACUAUUGCAACUGUUCUUACUUAAUUGAAAUCCGAUACCAUUCCUUAAUACUUUGAAUGAAUACCAAUAACAAGUUAUAGAAGGAUAGUAUAUAUUGAUAUCAGUUUCUGCAAAAUUCAAUCAUUGCAAAAAUUUAGGCGCAUUAAUUGGGAAGGAAAACAUUAUAUUACUCCUAUUGUUUUUUUUUUAUCCCAGAACUCGUUUUAUAAUUAAUUAUAUCAAAUUGCGGUAAAUUUGAUUGCCUAGCAUAUUUAUAUAUUUCAGGAAACAAGGUGAAAUUUACCUCUAAUAAAUCGAAAAAUCGGAACAAUGAAAGUAAGGAAAGUGCAGACGAAGAGGGGAAAAAAAGUAAGUUGAAAUUACAAUGUGAUUAAAUAUACAGUAACCAUUAAACAUGGUGGAAUAAGUUUUAGACCUCUCCAGUAUUCUCCGACAACCUUAUUAUCUCAGCCAUAGAUAUCUUAUAUACACUAGAUAGCGCAUCUCUUUUAGUAAAAUUGAAGCCAAGAAUAUUCCAGCGGUUUCCCCCAUUUGAAUAGAUGGCGGCCAUGUUGGAGUUUCCUACUCGCUAAUAAACGCUUAAAAACAACAAUAACUUUCAUCAUCUGAAUAGUUUGAAAAUGUACUUUGAAUAGGUUUAUUAACUUAAUGUUUAAGUUCCCUGUUUAAGAAAUAGAAAACAUACGAGUCUUCUCAUUUCAUGGGAAUAUCCUGAGUCUUCAAUCACGGCUUCAAUUUUUGAAUUGCAGAAUAAUUAGAUGCACUAUCUAGUGUAUAUAAGAUAUCUAUGAUCUCAACUUAGAAGUAGAAAAUAGUUUGACUUCCUUGUUGUCGAACAAAAAAAAGUGUCGUGUUAAAUUCAGUUAUGUUUGCUUCUCUGUCUUUUUCCUCUCAAUUUGCUUUUCGACACCACCUAAAGAAUAGAUAACAAAGAAAAAAUACCCGUGGAAUAUUUGUUUACAAUUUUGUAUUUAUCAAAUAAUACUCUCAUAUACUCUGCAGGCCGCCACGAGUUAGUUCUUAUUAGUUUCAAUGUUUUCUUAUUGUAAAAGGAAAGAGACGUUCUAAACGAACAGCUGAAUUAGAAAAGGAAGAACCAAAAGGUAUCCUUUCUACUAUACAAGAGAAAGCAGUAUCGCUUUUCCACAAGAUUACAGGAGAGUCAGAAGAGGUAAAAAGUCUUUCUUCGAAACGAGAAAGAAGGGGAGGGAAACGGCGCCCACAGUCAGAGAACAGUGAAGAUGAACGUCGGGAAAGAAGAAAACGUCGGCGAAGACGGGUAAAGAACCAAGACGAUGACGAAAGUACAUCACUGGUUAGACGAAGACGAGAUCGACGGGACCCGGAUCGUUCCGAAGGAGGCAGUUCGUGGAAUCAAAAUACAUCAGAACUAGCUGUGGUUCAUUACGAACCUAGACGAAGAAAAGGGCAACGAAAUUCGAAUGAUGCAAUAGCUGAUGAGGAAUCGGACAGGGAGGUUAUCAGUUAAUAGCUAGAGAUGUUAAAAAUUCACGUUCACGGCAAACCCCUGCAUGCCCGCAAAGGUACGACAAAUAUCAAUUAAGAAAUUAUGCAUCAAAGUUGAAGCAUGAAUCCGUUACUUGGCUAUCAAAAACUUAUAGAACUUACCUUCAAAUGCAAUUUGAAGUUUGCAGUUUGCAGUUACCGGUCUGCCGUAAACGUCAAUCUUAUAACUUCUCUAUUAGUAGAGAUCGGAUCGUGUAUACUCGUUUCUUAACGUAAGCCUAUAAUACCGAAGGGUAUUAAAGGUUAAAUGCUACUGCGUGCAUGCUCCUGGUUCAUCAUUUAUUAUAUUUAUAAUCGUAAGGGUAAGUGAUUCAUAUAGUGAGUUGAAGAUAGACCUUUCAAUAACGACGAGACUGCAGCUAACAAAUGUAGAGUAAAAACUGACGCUUGAUGCAUAUGAGAUGCCAUAGUUUGCGCAACCUGAUACUCAGGGUUUUCACUUCCGCUAUCCCCCCAAACCAGUGAAAACCCUGAGUAUCAGGUUGUAGUUUGCGAACAACCUGAAAUAUCUAAUUAUUCAAACUAAUUAUGGUGUUAGAAAUGGUCACACUGAUUGCGCUUGCAAAGGCUAAAAUGGCUUCAAAUAUAGCGGAGCUAAACCCCUGAAUAGUUUUCUCCGUUCUUGAUACGAAAGUAGCUCAAUCAAUACGAAAGUAGCUCAAUCAAUCUCGUAGUGUAAAACGGAGUUAUUUGAAACAGAAUGCUGAUCACCAAAUCAGUACUUUAUGUAAGUUGUGAAUAAUCCACUAAGCUUUUGCAAUAAAGUUUGU